Cylas formicarius (sweet potato weevil) is the source of this 1425-nucleotide messenger RNA. RefSeq lists its product as uncharacterized. The transcript is spliced from 11 exons. The record is from RefSeq and is a predicted model, not a curated record. Lineage: Eukaryota; Metazoa; Arthropoda; Insecta; Coleoptera; Brentidae. Bases 321 to 1376 code for a protein of 351 amino acids.
GUAACAGGGAAUUUCCCUAUUUGUUUUAUGCAUGAACAAAUUUGGGGAUCUCGCUGGCUUAUCGGAAUAUCGAGGCGUUUCCUGAUGAUUUUGGUCCGCCGAGGGAUGCAGAAGAUAUCAGGGAAAGUGUUCACUGAUAAAAUCGCAAACUGCGAUCCCCGAUAAAUCCAACCGUUUAAGAGUUCCUUAGGUGACCAUAUUAUUAUGCCAAACACGUAAAUCCACUGACAUUUUUGAGUAGAGAGCCAGUUCAGGAAAAUGUAAUCGUCGAAGUACACGCCCCACCUGAAUCGCCGCUGCGCCAGGAUACGAAAAUUCCAAUGGAAAAAGAACCUUUGAUUGCCGAGGCCGUGCCAUCGUCAACGAUGAUUCCCGAAAUUCUAAUUGAACAGAUAAUCGAUGUGUCACCUAAACCUGCGAAACCAGAGAGUUUACCAGAAUUACCACCGGUUGUCUCCGACAGGUCAGAACCAGUAAUACCCCCACCUGAAGAGGAAGUGGUGGUGCGGCGGAAAAUUAAGACUCGAAAAUUUUCCAAUUUUUUAAGGAUACAAGAGCGAACAAAGUUUUAUAUUAUCCGGCCCAGAGAGAUUCCUGUUGAAGAUCCCCUCCCUAAAUUAGUAGCAGCCAUGCCGAGAUUCGUGUUACCGAAGGAUCUAUGGCCUUCGGCCGAUGUUGAUGUUAACAUGGUAACAGAGGAGACGGCGAUGAUCCAGAAAAGAGCUGGUCCGGCGACCGCUUCGUCGUCGCUCGUUGUACCAAAGUCCGUGGAUACCGUCACCACGCCCACAAUCCUGGGUAUAGGUACGCCGCUGACACCUCGUGGUCUGUCCGUUGUCGAGUCGACGCCUAGAGGCGUCAAAAGAUCGUACCCGCGCGAUCAGACGGUUACAUCGGAUAUAGCAGCAGCGGCAUCGGCGGCGACGACCGAAGCAGUGACGCCGUGCAAGCGGGCUAAAGUGGUGUCGAUCGAGGAAGUGCACGUAGAACCGCCCAAGGAAGUACCUAGCGAAGUGGCGGAAAUCGAACAAUUCCUUCAGACAGACACGCGACAGCCCGUGGUGGUGGAAACCCAAUCGCCGCCGGAAUCGUGGAAAGAAUUGGAGCGACUCGCUCAGUGGGAAGCAAGGACUGCAGAAAAAUCCGAAAGAAGGUUGGAGCAAAUAAUGGAGGUGGUAAUGAAUUGGCCCGAGGAAAGAGGUGAACUGACUCCGAUCGAAUUGUGCAAAGCGAUGAACAACAAGGUGAACAAGAUGAAUAUGGCUGCAAUUUUUGGUUCCCUUCUUGUAUUAGCCAAAUACCUGAAGAUCGAGCUACACUCCGAGCCAGAUUCAUGUGAACUAAGAUGCAUUACUCAACGCUCACGCGUAAUUUGAACAUAUUUAAGAAUAAGUCAAUUAAAUAUUGUUUUUAAGUUAAAAAAUU